CACAGUCAGCGGAUGUGCAGGCACACACACACACACACACACGCACAUGCUCUCACUUACACACACACACACACACAUAGUCAUAGGAUGAAGGUCUGAUCUCAGUGUGAGAAUCAGUCGAUCAAUAAUGAGUGAACAGAGCAUCUGUCAGGCGCGAGCCACCGUAAUGAUGUAUGAUGAUGCCAGUAAACGCUGGAUACCCGCUGGUUCUGGUGCUCAGGCCGUCAGUCGGGUCCACAUCUUCCAGAACACCAGUAACAACACAUUCAGAGUGGUGGGACGCAAACAACAAGCCGACCAGCAGGUUGUGAUUAACUGUGCUCUCGUGAGAGGGAUCAAAUAUAACCAAGCGACGGCCACGUUCCACCAGUGGCGUGAUGCGAGACAGGUGUGGGGGUUGAACUUUGGCAGUAAAGAGGAGGCAGCUCAGUUUGCGUCCAGUAUGAUGCAUGCGCUCGGCGUGCUGAGCGGUCAAGACGCAGGGGUGUGUCCUCCUCCACAGCCGCCACAGAAUGGGCCGAGCGCUGAAGAGUUAGAACAGAAGAGGAGACAGGAGCAGCAGGAGAGAGAGCGACAGGAGCGUGAGCGGAUGGAGAGAGAGAGACAGGAGCGUGAGCGGAUGGAGAGAGAGAGACAGGCUGCUGCUCCUCCAGCUCCUCCUCCUGUUCCUCCUCCCGCUCCGGCCAGUGCAGCUCCUCCACCUCCUCCUGGACCCCCUCCACCUCCUGCGCCUCCUCCUCCUCCACCACCUCCAUCAGGAGGCCCACCGGCCCCACCACCGCCACCACCACCACCUGCUGCAGGAGGAGGAGGAGGAAGAGGAGGAGGAGAUGGAGGUCUGGCCGCAUCGCUCGCUGGAGCUAAACUACGCAAAGUGGCCAAGCAGGAUGAUAGUGGAGCGGCGCCACCUGCGGCGAGUGCCAGCAGUGGAGGAGGAGGAGGAGGAGGUGCGUCCAGCGGAGGUGGAGGUGGAGGAGGAGGACUGAUGGGAGAAAUGAGCUCUAUUCUCGCUCGACGAAGGAAAGUUGCAGACAGUCCAGCAGUGAGAAAAGAAGAAUGCAGUAAUGGUGAUUCAGUGAACACAGACUCCAGACCGGCAGAGAAAGCAGAAGCCAUGAAGAAACCCUGGGAGAAGUCUUCAUCUGUGUCGAGGGUGAACUCGGGGUCAAAGGGUCAAGACAAGAGACCUGCAUCUCCUGCAUCUCCUGCAUCUGCUGCUCCGUUGAGCAGGUUGAGGCCUGGCAGCGGAACAGGUGACGCAGGAGUCGGAGACGGAUCAGAUAUGGAGCAGUUUAAACAGGAAAUCCUGGAGGAGUUUGUAAUAGAGUUGCAGAAAGUGAAAGAUGAAAUUAUUGGAGCUCUGAUGGAGGAACUACAGAAGAGGAGUUUGGUGUAGCUGCGGCGUCUCUAACUCUACAGAAACAUGGAGAGAACACAUCUCAUUCUCAUGUCACGUGUUUGUAAUCUCAUAUAUAUUCUGUGUUUCACUCAUCUUUCAUUUUUAUUGUUUGCAUCAGUUCUAUAGAUUUAUUUGAGCUUUUGUUGACGUGUCAAGGCAAAUAUAUGUUUACAAUCUCAUAGUUACUCGUUUUCUAAUUUCCCUAAAGCUGCUGUUGAUUUAACCAGUUAUUUUGAAUAAAUAUGAUCUUUGUUUACACGUAACUAGUUGUUUGUGUACACGUGUGAGAUUCAUUGAUAUGUAUUGAUCAUGCACUGUUAUGGCAUUACACGUGUGAGAGCAGAUGUCCUCUUUGAGGAUGCUGAACUGGAUGUGAGUUACUGAUCUCAGAGAUUGUUACAUGUGCUGAAGAAUAAAGUCUGUAAUAUGUGUGAAC
Molecule: messenger RNA, 1835 nt
Organism: Xyrauchen texanus (razorback sucker)
Lineage: Eukaryota; Metazoa; Chordata; Actinopteri; Cypriniformes; Catostomidae
Product: vasodilator-stimulated phosphoprotein-like
Exons: 13
Coding region: 128-1396 (422 amino acids)
Biological process (GO): neural tube closure; axon guidance; actin cytoskeleton organization
Molecular function (GO): profilin binding; SH3 domain binding
Source: RefSeq, a predicted model, not a curated record